Messenger RNA from Ectocarpus sp. CCAP 1310/34, 1052 nucleotides. Lineage: Eukaryota; Phaeophyceae; Ectocarpales; Ectocarpaceae. The record is from the annotation of a GenBank genome assembly.
AUGCUGUUAGGAGCAAUGGCGGGGGGCGUGGGAUACCGGGGCGGGCAGGAGAGCGACUGGGUGUCUCGUCUAGGGAAGGACCUCGUGGCCUUCAACAUGAGAGACGAAAAGGAAGGAGGUAAUUGGAAAGAGAGCGCCAAGGACCCGGAGGUGUGGUACAACAAGGUCGAGGACGGGGCGGCAUGGUUCAUGAGGAAAUGGCACAGGCAGGAGGCGGAAGCGUCCGCGAAGCGCCAGCGCGCGCGGGAAGCAGAAGCAGAGAGUACGACCAUCUCAGGACCGAAGAGAAAGAGAACCGGCGAAGCGGCGGUGGGGGGGAAGAAACGGCGAACGGGCACUGCNCUGGCUGUCUGCCCAUCUGCCGCCUCUUUGCCCUGUUUGCUCCGUUACUCCCAUGCCCUGGCGAUAGUGUAUUUGCAGUUUCUGCGGAUCCACCACUUGGAUCUACCCCACACAAGCUCGAUCGGGUGCAACUCGCAAUGGAACUUUGGAAGCAUGAGCGCAACCCCUCCGUGGCGCUUCAGGAGAACCUCUAGAUUAGAGUCGACGUUCGCGAAAUCCUUUUGCGCGCGCAACACCGCCGGCAUGCUCAUCUUCGGGGCCUCCCUGAUGGCCGCAUGGGCCUCAGGGCGAAGCAUGGAGGUCAUGGGCGUGCAGUGCGUGCACCGCUAGCUUGUUUUGUUUUCAGCCGUUGGGGCUGAUGUGGGCAAUUUUAUUAAAAUCUAUAUAAUAGUUUCUGAUUUUGUGCGGCAUGUUGUCAAAAAGGUUCGGAAAUGAAACCAACGCCAUAAAACAAAACAGAGAGAGAGAGCGUCAAUUAUCUGCAAUUUUUUUCGGUGGGUUCGCCGUAGUUGUCGAGAUAUGGAGGAUUCAGCGGAGUAAAGUACCUUCGCUGGCGAUGGGAAUAGGUCCAUAACUCCUAUCCAGAGCGAACCCACCGCUUUUGAAAGGCUUAUUCGAAAGCUACUGGCGAGAGCUUUCGAACGCACAUUUGUUUGUCGCCCAAUUAUUUUGACAACCCUUUCAAAAAAAUCACCCCGCCCCACAAAUGU